AUGGUGAACAAUCUGAAGAAGAUUGCUGAAGAGGUUAAAGCAGAAGCUGUUGAAGUUGAGGCUAUGAAGGAAAUCAAAAGCGAAGAAGUUAAGGUAAAUGAAAAGGUUGAGAAAGCUGUUACUAAAGAACAGCAGAUUGGAGAAGAGGUGAGGAAAGAAGAAGAAGAAGAAGUUAAGAAUGAGAAUUUGGAAGCUGGUGAUGCUGAUGAUGAAGUCAGUAUUGAAGAAAAGCAAGAUGAUGCUGAGAUGAAGCAGACAGAAGCUACUGAAAACACCGAAGUGCCAAUCACUGAGGUGCUCAAGAUAAAUGAAGAAUGUGAGAAUGAAAUCUGGAGUAGCCUGGCACAACAAGAGGAGGAGGUUGCUGCUGGACCCUGGUUUGGUUGA
Messenger RNA from Helianthus annuus (common sunflower), 387 nucleotides. RefSeq names its product parathymosin-like. NCBI's taxonomy places the organism in Eukaryota, Viridiplantae, Streptophyta, Magnoliopsida, Asterales, Asteraceae. The transcript is spliced from 2 exons. The coding region runs from base 1 to 387 and encodes 128 amino acids. The record is from RefSeq and is a predicted model, not a curated record.